Ostertagia ostertagi is the source of this 2046-nucleotide messenger RNA. NCBI's taxonomy places the organism in Eukaryota, Metazoa, Nematoda, Chromadorea, Rhabditida, Trichostrongylidae. The record is from the annotation of a GenBank genome assembly.
AACCAGUGGCUGACGGUGUUCAUCGAAGAGUUUCGUUCGGAUUUCUUCACGGAUUCGUAUGAACCGUCUAGAGAGUUGGAAAGUGAACGUUACAUCAAUUCUGACACAAAUCUAUGGUUGAAGUGUGCGGCCGGUCAAAAUCUAGGCGAGGCCGUGCCGCUAUUAGAGGCUGUCAUGGAGGCGAUCCGUCUGCAGGAGACUUGGCCACAUGCUGACACACAGGAGGCAACUCAGCGAGAUCGAUGGACGCGUAUCUUUUAUGCACUGAAUGCCAACAUAAGUAUGGAAGGAGUCGAAGGGGAAUCGAAGGAGUCAUGCGAUGCUCUGUACCGGACUAUUCAAUGGAUACGAACAUUGUUCAAUGUUUUCGCAGACGAAGAGGCUUGCGCAAAUGCAAGCAGCAACACUAUAGAUGAGUUGUGGACGAAGAAGUUCCUACUGUUGUUCGAAUGCCAAAAACAGCUCAUCAGCAAAGUGAAGGCGCUUGGCGAGUGGUCAUUUCCUGAUCGGACUCCAUUGUCGCGGAUCACAGUUGUGGCAACGGAGGUAAAAAAGAAGCCACCGAAGAAAGCCCCGAAAAGGAAACGUCCCGCGCCAGCUGAAGAAACGGAAGCCACUGAGGGUGUUCCGCUUCCAACACAGGUGGCACCAUCAAAGGAGUGUGAUUCGAAGAGCAGUUCUGGAAAGAAUGUCACUUUAGCUAAAAUGGUGACAUGUAUGAAAACAAUGAAGCUGUCUGCAGUGGUGAAAUCAUUGAAGUUGAUGCAAGGAAAGCGACGCGCAACAAUUUUUCUGAUCGAACAUCUCCUGGAAAUUCUCGCGCAAGCUUGCCCGAGAGUAGGAAAGAAAUCGUUACCAUGGGCAAAGGUGAGGAAUCACGUCACCUCAUUACCGAGCGAUUCCGACGCGGUGACAGCAAGGAAGAAGAGUCGUCGUGAUAAAUUCAUGGAAACUAUUGAACACUGCAUGAUGCAGGAGGAUGGCGAGAGAAACGCGGGAAGUGAAGCGGAGUCUAGCUUGUAUGGAUAUUUGGUCGAAAUAUGUGAUCAUGUGCCAAAUGUCAAUGUGGCCAUAGCGGUACUUGACUGCAUAUCAGUGAUUCGCUCGCCGUCCGAAGAGCUAAGCAAUGGAAUGGCUCGACAUGCGCUGGGUUUCUUGAAAAAGGAGUGGCUGGAUAAGGAGGGGAAACCUUUAAAAGGAGCAACUUUGACAUCGGCUGUCAGGAAGAUGCUGAGUCACUAUCUUCGUCUUCGGCCAGUCCCUCAUGAGGAGAGGCGCAAAAGUAAGCAUUAUGAGCAAGAUUCUGAGGAUCAAGAUCUCAAUGAACGAUAUACAAACCAAGCCUUCGCAUGUUUCACUCGGGCCACUUUCGGUACUAUUUAUAAAGUACUAUUUAUCGCAAUGAAUGACGCCUUGACAACAACUGAAAUCAUACCCUCGAAUGGUUGUAUAAUUCGGCGAGCGGUUGUGCAAGAGUAUUUACGCACGUGGUCCAUUGCGGCUGGAUGUGUAGCGCUGUUCGGUUUGAUGCUUCGUGUGCGAGAGCUGAGGAGUACGUCGCUUUUGGUCACGGCAAUCAAGGAAGGACGACGCUUCCUGGCGUUAAUGUGCAAUAAGAACAGCUCGUUCAUGUAUCUGCUCGAAGACAAAAGUCGACUGGCUAGUGUCGCUGAUAAUGUUGUCGAAAUCAUCAAGUCAAUACAGAUCGGAAAUCGAAAUUUCCAGAAUAUCUGUGUUCAUGCUAAGGCUAAUCGAUCGAAUAUUCUUCUGAAACUCGUGCCAGAUUUUCGUGUUACGACUGAGCAAUGGAUGAGAGCGAUUCAGUCAAAACUUGUUGGUAUUAACUGUCAAGACGCCUUCGAAAUCGGCCUUCUCAAGCCACGAAAUAUAAAUGGAGAAGAAAUCGUGUACUCUGAAGAUGAACGCAGUUGCUCCAGCUCAUGUUCAAGUUCGGAAGCGGAACAGGGCGCUGAAGAGCUGACUGUGAUUUUCGGUUAUGGGUUGACCAUGGGUUUCAAAGAAAAAGACGAAGAAGAGGAGCUGUGA